Messenger RNA from Trichoderma breve, 1605 nucleotides. Its product is annotated as cation efflux family domain-containing protein. The transcript is spliced from 5 exons. Gene Ontology annotation, cellular component: membrane; Golgi apparatus. Bases 1 to 1605 code for a protein of 534 amino acids. Lineage: Eukaryota; Fungi; Ascomycota; Sordariomycetes; Hypocreales; Hypocreaceae. Gene Ontology annotation, biological process: intracellular zinc ion homeostasis; zinc ion transport; transmembrane transport. The record is from RefSeq and is a predicted model, not a curated record. Gene Ontology annotation, molecular function: zinc ion transmembrane transporter activity.
AUGGCAGCCUCGUAUUCCUUGCCGUCGUCGGCAUUGCCGCACGCUCACCGGGUUCACACACAGUCCCAGCCGGCAUCGCUCAACACCUGGCGAAUGACGGUGUCAAGCGAGAGUCUGCCCUCUGCGCUGGAGGACGACGAGGACCAGGGCCACGAUCACGAUCACGAUCACGAUCAUGAUCACGACCAUGACCAUGAUCACGACCACAAUUACGAUCAUAGCCGCUCCCAUUCCCACUCCCACCCGCGCUCGCAGGCGUAUUCCAUCCCGCCGCCGUUACCCUCUCCCUCGCACUUGCACGCGCACUCCUUCAGCUUCCCACGCCAUGGCCGCAGCGGCUCGCAAACCUCCAAUGCAAGCUCCACCGAGAAGCCGUCAAUAGGGGGCACAGUGAGUUGGUCUCAGGCGAGGAGGAACCGCUAUACACCAGAAGUUAUUGACGAAUCUGCUCACGACCAUGACCAUGACCACGACCACAAUCAUGACCAUAGCCAUUCCCAUUCCCACGACCAUAGUCACAGUCACCAUCAUGGCCACGACCACACCCACGAGGCCGGCCACGACCAUAGCCCCAAGCGGUCUCUCUUCACAAGAACAAUCCUCCCCUACACGGUUGGAUGGCCCAUUCUUUAUUCCAUAAUAGCCGAGAAAGAUUCAAGGCGGAUAUUUUACUUCAUGUCGCUCAACUUUGGUUUCAUGAUCAUCCAAGCCUUUUAUGGCUACGUAACCGACUCGCUGGGCCUUCUCAGCGAUAGUAUCCACAUGUUCUUCGACUGCGUUGCCCUGCUCGUAGGAUUGCUAGCAGCUGUCCUGAGCAAGUGGCCGAAGAGCCAGCGGUUCCCAUACGGCUUUGGAAAAGUUGAAACGCUGAGUGGAUUCGCCAAUGGCAUUCUGUUAAUGCUGCUGAGUGUUGAAAUUGCGUUUGAGGCAUUCGAGAGAUUGUGGGAAGGAACACAAACAAAGCGGCUGGGCGAGCUCUUCGUUGUCAGCAGCCUUGGAUUGGCCGUGAAUUUGGUUGGCAUGAUGGCGUUUGGACACCACCAUCACGGCUCACACUCGGGCCACGACCAUAACCAUGGCCAUGGCCAUGACCACGACAAUGAAAAUAUGCGAGGCAUCUACCUGCAUGUUUUGGCAGACACUUUGGGCAGUGUCUCAGUCAUUGUAUCUACAGUUUUGACGAGCUUCUGGGGCUGGGCUGGGUGGGACCCGCUUGCUUCGUGCUUCAUUGCCGGUCUCAUCUUUUUAUCUGCACAACCACUCGUGUUUUCAUCAGCGAAGCGUCUGCUUUUGACCGUUCCCGAGGGUGUCGAGUACAACUUGCGGAACAUUCUUGCCGGCAUUGGACAACAGCGAGGCGUUGUGAGCUACGCGACCCCGAAAUUUUGGAUGGACGAUCAUGGAGGUAAUCAGUUAUUGGGCGUUGUUCAUGUUACGGUGGCCCGCGGCGCUGCCUUGGAGGAGACUAAAGAUCGUGUGCGAGAGUAUCUGCUAAAGGAGGGCAUUGAUGCCGUCAUACAAGUGGAAAGAGAUGGAGAUAAUGGAUGCUGGUGUACUCGCGGACGAGCUCCAACCAACCCGCCGCAGAUGUCCAAGCAAUUCUAG